Messenger RNA from Morus notabilis, 1432 nucleotides. RefSeq names its product 2-hydroxyisoflavanone dehydratase. Lineage: Eukaryota; Viridiplantae; Streptophyta; Magnoliopsida; Rosales; Moraceae. The transcript has a single exon. Gene Ontology annotation, molecular function: hydrolase activity. The record is from RefSeq and is a predicted model, not a curated record. Bases 226 to 1146 code for a protein of 306 amino acids.
AAAAACAGAGCUUUCAUUCCUUAUACAUGUUUGAUAAUUGCCGCCGAUUUUACAGUUGGGAGUAUGGGCCGCACAUCUCAACGCAUCUCCACACAAAUCUCACCUUUAAUACUUUCUUCUAAAAAAAAAAAAUCUCAUUGACUUAUUAUCCAACAAUCAAACCAACUCUGAGAAACCACAAUCUCCUUAUCACAGAAAUCCAUUCUCUCUUCAGCCGACAAACAAAUGGAACAGAGAUCAGACGAGGUGGCGAUCGAGUUCCCCUUCUUCCGCAUCUACAAAGACGGCCGAAUCGACCGCUUCUUCGGCGAUGAGAUCGUCCCGCCGUCGCCGGAUUCUGCCACCGCCGCCCGUUCCAAAGACGUCGUAAUCUCUCCCGAAUCCGGACUAUCCGCCAGAUUAUUCAUCCACCAAAUACCCGACCCGACCCGAAAACUACCCCUCCUGGUCUACCUCCACGGCGGCGCUUUCUGCGUCGGGACGCCCUUCUCCCCCACCUACACCGGCCACGCAUCCUCUCUCGCCGCCGAAUCCAACGCCAUCGUUUUGUCCGUACACUACCGGAGAGCCCCCGAGCACCCGCUCCCGAUCGCCUACGACGACGCGUGGGAGGCGCUCCAGUGGGCCGUGGUCCACUCCGGCGGCGGAGGCGGCCCAGAACCGUGGCUGAAUCAGCACGCGGAUUUCGACAGAGUCUUCGUGGGCGGGGAUAGUGCCGGUGCGAAUAUUGCCCAUUACGUCGUUCUCCGGGCCGGGGUUGAUGGUCUCAAUGGGCCGAGAAUUGCCGGCCUGGUGUUGGUCCACCCGUUUUUCGGCAACGACAAGCCAAACAGGCUGUUGGAGAUUAUAUUUCCUUCUAGAAGCGUGCCGAAUGACCCGAGAGUGAAUCCUGGAUUUGACCCGGAUUUAUCUAGGCUUGGGUGUGGUAGAGUGUUGAUUUUUGUGGCGGAGAAGGAUUUCUUAAAGGACAGAGCCUUGGCUUACUACGAGGCGUUGAAGAAGAGUGGGUGGAUUGGGCUUGUUGAGCUUGUGGAGUAUGAAGGAGUGGACCAUGUGUUCCACCUGUUUAGCCCAAAAUGUGAGCAGGCCCAGGCCUUGGUGAAGAAGGUCUCUUCGUUCUUAAAUCAGGCCCAGGCCCAUAUAUGAAUUUGGGAUGGACAUUUGAAAAUCAUAUGGCACCUAUUGGUGGAAUAGGUUCAUUUAUUAUUUGCAUGUAAUUUUCUUUUGUUGGCUGGGUUCGUGUCUGAGGUUACAACAGACCUAUUUCUAAUAUGUUGUACCUAUUUAAUGACUGAGGAAGUUAUACUCAGAUUUAUAGAUAUAAAUAACAUGCAUGUAGUGUAUUAGAACAUAAUUCAAAGCAGAUCCUUUUUUUGUUUUUUUUUUUGUUUUUUUUUUUGGUAGACAAGGCCUCCAACCGGAUAAAAUUCAU